Hydractinia symbiolongicarpus is the source of this 7119-nucleotide messenger RNA. Its product is annotated as SCO-spondin-like. Gene Ontology annotation, molecular function: chitin binding. The transcript has 39 exons. Gene Ontology annotation, cellular component: membrane; extracellular region. Gene Ontology annotation, biological process: cell-matrix adhesion. The record is from RefSeq and is a predicted model, not a curated record. Bases 69 to 7013 code for a protein of 2314 amino acids. NCBI's taxonomy places the organism in Eukaryota, Metazoa, Cnidaria, Hydrozoa, Anthoathecata, Hydractiniidae.
AUAUUUGAAUUGAUAUUAGCACUAUUACUCAUGAAAAAUUCAUCUGAAAACAAAGAAACUGACCAGAUAUGUGUACAAGAGAGAGACUUUUGUGUUGUGUUCCAUAUCUUCUAGUAAUUCCUUUAGUCAUCAAUGUUUGCGAAGGCAGAGUAGUAUUUGACAUUAACAAGGAAAAAACACGCAGCUUAAAACGUACAGAAGAUGCUAGCUUAGCUGCAGUCGUGCCGAAAUUACCAUUUCCAGUAUUUGGGAACAAUGUUAACAGAUUUUACUUUAGAACGUCGGGUUUCAUUACUUUCCACGCCCCUAAUGCAAGCCAACCUGCAGAUACAAGUGGAAUUCAUCUAUCAUAUAUUACACCAUUUUGGGCUGAUGUUAAUGAACAUUGUAAUGGCGAUAUAAAACUAAGAGAAUCUUUACUGUCACAAGAAUUUCAAACUGCAAGAGAUGUUAUAGUUAGACAGCGAGAAAUCCCAAAAUUUAAUGCGAACUACAUGCUGUUAGUGGAAUGGAGAAACAUGUUUCCUGGCCAUUGUUAUUAUCCGCGCACUCAAUUUCAAGCUGCAUUAGUCACUGAUGGCUGCGCCUCUUACGUCAUAUUUAGUACUAGUCCCAUACGGCUGGGAAUAGAAGAAACCACUAUUAGUGGUGAUAUUCGUGGCUUAAAUACAAUAGCAGAAGAAAAUCAAGUGGUUUCACUUGGAGGAGAAAAUAUUUGCACUGGUCAGAAUAAUGGUGACGUAGUAUUAAAUCCUUUAGAAUCUACCAACCGUACAUACUACCGUUGUGGUCAAUGCAGUGCUGAACCCUUACAAACAUGUCCUUCUGGUCAAAAGUACGAUAUGCAAUGUAACAGGUGUAUUUUAAAAGCUUUCCCGAAUUGUAGCAGCUCAGACAGUCGCUGCAAUGGGCGAUCUAAUGGAUAUGUAUUAGGUUUGGAGGGUCAUAAUGAUUGCACAGGGUAUUAUGAGUGUCAAACACAAGUUGGAUUGCUACGGAAAUGUCCGCAGCAAACUUACUUCAAUGGUACCGCAUGUGUUGGGAAUUUAGACACUCUUACAUGUCAACAUCCUGACUGUUUACCAGGCGGAAGACAAAAUAGAGUAGGGGAUUAUCCAUUAACUCCAGGAAAUCAAUGUAGUGCAAGUUAUUACCAUUGUAAUUCCAGUUCAUAUCGAACAACCCGGUCAUGCCAGAUAUCAGUUACAGGAGCCUACUUUGGAUUGCAGAAUAAUGCAUGGCAAUGUAUUUCGGGGGAUGCUCCUCUGCUUUGUGGGCAUCCAGAUUCCGUAUGUAUUGGUAAAUCUGUCACUUUGGAUGGUCCACCAUUUCAAAAAGAUCCACUGGAUUCGUAUUGCAGAGGUUACAUCAUCUGCACUGGAUCAGGGGCUAUAACAGCUACUUGUGGUGCAAGUCAAUUUUAUAACGUUACUGCUAGAACCUGCCAGCCGAACUUUCCUUUUCAUCAAGGUUGCUGGAGAGACGGGGGUAUUUCCAGUUGGUCUUCCUGGUCAUAUGCUAAGCGAAGUUCGUGUUCUGUUACCUGUGGUCCUGGAGGCAUACAAUUACUUCAAAGAACACGCUCAUGUACAGAUCCAGCACCCCUUGAAGGUGGAUCUACUUGUUCUGGAGUUUCCUUUUCUGAAUUAAAGACUGCGAAUUGUCAAAGUACUCCCCCAGCUUGUGAAGUUCAUGGCGCAUGGAGUGCUUGGGUGAAUGGAUCUUGCUCACAGACAUGUGGAUAUGGCACUCGACUAAGAACACGUAAUUGCACAAAUCCUGCACCUGCUCAUGGUGGAUCAGCAUGUCCUGGAGUGUCUACAACCAAUAUUUCAUGCAAUGACAGGCUUUGUCCAAUUCAUGGUUCUUGGGGUGCUUGGGUGAAUGGAUCUUGCUCGCAGACAUGUGGAUAUGGCACUCGACUAAGGACACGUAAUUGCACAAAUCCUGCACCUGCUCAUGGUGGAUCAGCAUGUCCUGGAGUGUCUACAACCAAUAUUUUAUGCAAUGACAGGCCUUGUCCAAUUCAUGGUUCUUGGGGUGCUUGGGUGAAUGGAUCUUGCUCACAGACAUGCGGAAAUGGCACUCGACCAAGAACACGUAAUUGCACAAAUCCUGCACCUGCUCAUGGUGGAUCAGCAUGUCCUGGAGUGUCUACAUCCAGUAUUUCAUGCAAUGACAGACCUUGUCCAAUUCAUGGUUCUUGGGGUGCUUGGGUGAAUGGAUCUUGCUCACAGACAUGCGGAAAUGGCACUCGACCAAGAACACGUAAUUGCACAAAUCCUGCACCUGCUCAUGGUGGAUCAGCAUGUCCUGGAGUGUCUACAUCCAGUAUUUCAUGCAAUGACAGACCUUGUCCAAUUCAUGGUUCUUGGGGUGCUUGGGUGAAUGGAUCUUGCUCACAGACAUGUGGAAAUGGAACUCGACCAAGAACACGUAAUUGCACAAAUCCUGCACCUGCUCAUGGUGGAUCAGCAUGUCCUGGAGUGUCUACAACCAAUAUUUUAUGCAAUGACAGGCCUUGUCCAAUUCAUGGUUCUUGGGGUGCUUGGGUGAAUGGAUCUUGCUCACAGACAUGUGGAAAUGGCACUCGACCAAGAACACGUAAUUGCACAAAUCCUGCACCUGCUCAUGGUGGAUCAGCAUGUCCUGGAGUGUCUACAACCAAUAUUUUAUGCAAUGACAGGCCUUGUCCAAUUCAUGGUUCUUGGGGUGCUUGGGUGAAUGGAUCUUGCUCGCAGACAUGUGGAUAUGGCACUCGACUAAGGACACGUAAUUGCGCAAAUCCUGCACCUGCUCAUGGUGGAUCAGCAUGUCCUGGAGUGUCUACAUCCAGUAUUUCAUGCAAUGACAGGCCUUGUCCAAUUCAUGGUUCUUGGGGUGCUUGGGUGAAUGGAUCUUGCUCACAGACAUGUGGAAAUGGCACUCGACCAAGAACACGUAAUUGCACAAAUCCUGCACCUGCUCAUGGUGGAUCAGCAUGUCCUGGAGUGUCUACAACCAAUAUUUUAUGCAAUGACAGGCCUUGUCCAAUUCAUGGUGCUUGGGGUGCUUGGGUGAAUGGAUCUUGCUCGCAGACAUGUGGAUAUGGCACUCGACUAAGGACACGUAAUUGCACAAAUCCUGCACCUGCUCAUGGUGGAUCAGCAUGUCCUGGAGUGUCUACAUCCAGUAUUUCAUGCAAUGACAGGCCUUGUCCAAUUCAUGGUUCUUGGGGUGCUUGGGUGAAUGGAUCUUGCUCACAGACAUGUGGAAAUGGCACUCGACCAAGAACACGUAAUUGCACAAAUCCUGCACCUGCUCAUGGUGGAUCAGCAUGUCCAGGAGUGUCUACAACCAAUAUUUCAUGCAAUGACAAACCUUGUCCAGUUAAUGGAAACUGGACUAUGUGGACCAAUUGGACUGCUUGUUCCAAAUCGUGCGAUAAUGGGACAAGAAUUCGACUUCGUGAAUGUGUCAAUCCAGCUCCAUCAUUUGGUGGUGACAAGUGUACGCGUCUAGAUGGAACAAUGGCAUUAGAGGAAGCAAGUACAGAGCGCUGCAACACUGAUCCAUGUUUUCGUCAAGGUGGUUGGAGUAAUUGGUUUAACAGUACCGGCUGCUCUCAAACGUGUGGUAACGGAAUAUAUCAAAGAAACAGAACGUGUGACAACCCUACACCUAUUGGAGAAAACAGUUGGUGUGUAAAUCUAAAUAACAUGACUGCCCUAAAUGAAACAGGCAUUGUACCAUGCCUUAUAGUCGAAUGUCCAGUUAAUGGAAGCUGGACUAUGUGGACCAAUUGGACUGCUUGUUCCAAAUCGUGCGAUAAUGGGACAAGAAUUCGACUUCGUGAAUGUGUCAAUCCAGCUCCAUCAUUUGGUGGUGACAAGUGUACGCGUCUAGAUGGAACAAUGGCAUUAGAGGAAGCAAGUACAGAGCGCUGCAACACUGAUCCAUGUUUUCGUCAAGGUGGUUGGAGCGAUUGGUUUAACAGUACCGGCUGCUCUCAAACGUGUGGUAACGGAAUAUAUCAAAGAAACAGAACGUGUGACAACCCUACACCUAUUGGAGAAAACAGUUGGUGUGUAAAUCUAAAUAACAUGACUGCCCUAAAUGAAACAGGCAUUGUACCAUGCCUUAUAGUCGAAUGUCCAGUACAUGGCGGAUGGAGUGAAUGGAGCAGUUAUAGAGUUUGUUCUGCAACAUGCGACAAAGGCACAUACUCCCGUAAUCGAACUUGCAAUAAUCCAGCUCCAGCCUUUAAUGGUUCGAAAUGUUUAGACAGUACCAACACGACAAUGUUGUUAAUGGAGAAUGUUACAGAAGUAUGUCAAAUUGUUGAAUGUAUAGUACCUGGUGAUUGGAGUGAUUACGUAAAUGUGACAGAAUGUUCAAAAUCUUGUGGCGCUGGUACAGUAACGCAAGAGCGCUAUUGUAACAACCCGCCCCCAAGAGGUGGUGGCAUCGCAUGUGAAGGUCUAGAAGGACCCGCUCUUUUUCAGAAUAAAACACUGGCAUGUAACACAAAUCCUUGUCCAGUGAAUGGCACUUGGGGAAACUGGACGGAAUAUUCGCCAUGUUCGGUUACGUGCGGUAAUGGCACAAAGAAUAAAAACAGAUCGUGUGACAAUCCGGCUCCAGCUCAUGGAGGAUAUCCCUGCACGCUUACAAAUGGUAGUAUAGGACUGUUUGAAACGAAAUUUAUGUCAUGUCAAGAUAAAGAAUGUCAAGUAAACGGAAGUUGGAGUGAGUGGUCUAAUGCAACAAUGUGUUCAAAAUCAUGUGAUAAUGGUACGUAUACAAGGGAACGGUUUUGUAACAACCCUCCUAAAGCCGGGUCUGGCUCUGAUUGUGUGGGUGGCGACAACGCAACUUAUGAUACCGAAACACUGGACUGUAAUACACACAACUGUCCAAUUCAUGGCGCAUGGACUACUUGGGAUAACUCAACAUGUAAUGCAACUUGUGAUGGCGGCUAUAUAACGGCCUCUCGAGAAUGUAAAAACCCACUACCUCAAUACGGCGGUAAUAAUUGUACGAAUUCCAAUGGUGUUGAAGCUCGUACUGAAACUAUUGUGGGUCCAUGUAACACCCAUUCAUGUCCAGUACAUGGCGGAUGGAGUGAAUGGAGCAGUUAUAGAGUUUGUUCUGCAACAUGCGACAAAGGCACAUACUCCCGUAAUCGAACUUGCAAUAAUCCAGCUCCAGCCUUUAAUGGUUUGAAAUGUUUAGACAGUACCAACACGACAAUGUUGUUAAUGGAGAAUGUUACAGAAGUAUGUCAAAUUGUUGAAUGUAUAGUACCUGGUGAUUGGAGUGAUUACGUAAAUGUGACAGAAUGUUCAAAAUCUUGUGGCAAUGGUACUGUAACGCAAGAGCGAUAUUGUAACAGCCCGACCCCGAGAGGUGGUGGAAUUGCAUGUGAAGGUCCAGAAGGACCCGCUCUGUUUCAGAAUAAAACACUGGCAUGUAACACAAAUCCUUGUCCAGUGAAUGGCACUUGGGGAAACUGGAGGGAAUAUUCGCCAUGUUCGGUUACGUGCGGUAAUGGCACAAAGAAUAAAAACAGAUCGUGUGACAAUCCGGCUCCAGCUUAUGGAGGAUAUCCCUGCACGCUUACAAAUGGUAGUAUGGGACUGUUUGAAACGAAAUUUAUGUCAUGUCAAGAUGAAGUAUGUCCAGUAAACGGAAGUUGGAGUGAGUGGUCUAGUGCAACAAUGUGUUCAAAGUCAUGUGGUAAUGGUACGUAUACAAGGGAACGGUUUUGUAACAACCCUCCUAAAGCCGGGUCUGGCAUAGAUUGUGUGGGUGGCGACAACACAACGUAUGAUACCGAAACACUGGACUGUAAUACACACAAUUGUCCAAUUCAUGGAAAUUGGACAGAGUGGUCCUCAUAUAGCGAUUGUUCAGUUACGUGUGGUAUUGGAACCAAAGAAAGAAAUCGAACCUGCACUGACCCCCCUCCACAAUUUGGUGGCGAUGAGUGCGUGAUGAUGAAUACAACACGUGGUCUGGUUGAAUAUAAUUCAACGCAAUGCAACCUUGUUAUGUGCCCAAUUCAUGGCGCAUGGACCGAUUGGUAUAACUCAACAUGUAAUGCAACUUGCGGUGGUGGCUAUAUAACGGCAUUUCGAGAAUGUAAGAAUCCACCACCUAAUUACGGCGGUAAUAAUUGCACGAACUCCUAUGGUGUUGAGCAAACUGGGAUUGAAAUGAUUGUGAAUUCAUGCAACAACCACUCAUGUCCAGUUCAUGGAAACUGGAGUACUUGGUCUGGUUAUACGGCGUGCAGUUUGACAUGCGGAAAUGGUACUAAGUCUAGAAAUCGUACGUGUAAUAAUCCUGACCCCAUGUAUGGUGGUCUGCUAUGCAAUUUAACAGAUGGUACGAAUGGAUUAGAAGAGAUAGAGACAAUGGAUUGUUUCGAAGCGCGCUGUCCCGAUCCAUAUGAUUGUUCGUUUGAAUCUUCCCCGAAUAUGAAGACAAUGUGCAAUUUCACAAUUGAUGGUCCAAUAAACAGAUGGUCAUUACAUACUGGUAGAACUAACACUCGCGACACUGGUCCAUACAAUGACCACACAUACGGAAAUUCUUCGGGAUAUUAUCUGUACUUUGAAGCUUCGGGUUUUCAUCCUGUUACUGAAGUAAGAUACCCUGCCAAUGAUGACUUUGCUUCCAUUGGUAAAUUUCCAGCAUUCAGUGGUUUCAGAUGCAUGCGAUUUUGGCUUCACAUGUAUGGAAAUAGUACUCUAUUCCCUAUUAAUCCAGGUGAGUUUCGCGUAAUUCAAGUCAGUUCAAAUGGAACAGAAUGGGAUCUUCUGAAAAGAACAGAGUUUCUUCCGGAUAAUAUCUGGUAUCAACAAGAUGUAAAUAUCACUGCCACUUCGAUGGAUUACGAGAUUCGUUUUUAUGGAAGGAGAGUUGAUUAUGUUGCUGAUCGAGCAAUUGAUGACGUGUCAUUUUACGAUGUUUCUUGUCCGGAAGUUGAUGCGUUAAUCGAAAGUGGGGAGAUGACCGUUGGUUCCUAAUGUUAUACAUUCCCGCCAUCAUUGCGUAAAUAAUGUUAAUUGGAAACUUGAAACAUUCGAAUUAUAUGUUUUAAUUUGUUAAAUAUUUUUAUUAGUUUUGUAUUAA